Molecule: messenger RNA, 3010 nt
Organism: Diorhabda sublineata
Lineage: Eukaryota; Metazoa; Arthropoda; Insecta; Coleoptera; Chrysomelidae
Gene: cwo
Product: transcription factor cwo
Exons: 7
Coding region: 199-1512 (437 amino acids)
Biological process (GO): anterior/posterior pattern specification; regulation of circadian rhythm; regulation of transcription by RNA polymerase II
Cellular component (GO): nucleus
Molecular function (GO): protein dimerization activity; DNA-binding transcription factor activity, RNA polymerase II-specific; RNA polymerase II cis-regulatory region sequence-specific DNA binding
Source: RefSeq, a predicted model, not a curated record
AUCUAUCAGUGCAGUGCCCAGCCGACUGUAGUAAGAAGCAGUAGUAACAACAAGUGUUCUUACCGACACCUGUCAAAAUAUCCGUAUUUAUUACGAAUCGAGUUUUAUUUGAAUUCGUAAAUACUACCUAGCAAACUUAUGAGGUGUCGUGUUGUUUAGUGGUGACUGUGUGUUUUAAAAUAAAAAGUUGUUUUCAAAAUGGAUAUGACACCGACUUAUUGGGAGGAAAAUUCUAACAUACAAAGAGUUAAAUACGAAAGCUGUACCUCCCAUGACGAUACUUCGAGGAUGAAAGAUGAAAGACCAGUAUACAAUUGUUGUGAUACAAACUUAAAUUUUUCCACGGCCACUUGUAGCGAAGACGAUUGCGAAUACGGACCCUAUAAAAAAAAUAAAGUUGCCCGGCAAGAUCCAAUGUCCCAUCGAAUUAUCGAAAAAAGGAGAAGGGACAGAAUGAACAAUUGUCUAGCCGAUUUAUCGCGUUUAAUACCGACAGAAUAUUUGAAAAAAGGACGUGGAAGAAUUGAAAAAACAGAAAUCAUCGAAAUGGCUAUUAAACAUAUGAAAUAUUUACAACAGGAACAGGGACAUUCGACAGAACAUUAUAGGUUAGGUUAUCAAGAAUGUAUGUCUGAAGCGAUGCGAUUUAUGGUCGAAGUAGAAGGACAUUUUCCUCGAGAACCGAUUUGCGUAAGAUUAUUGAAUCAUUUACAGAAACACGGCGAGGCAAUUUCUCGCGCCUCAACAUUCGACACCAAUCAUCAUACGUCAUUAUUAACGGAACACAUCGUACCAGUACCUAAUAUAAAUGAACCAGUUUCAAGUGAUAUAUCUGCUAAAGUAGUAAGUUAUUCAAUACCUAAAGUAGAUCCGGAACCGAAUAACAACAACAGUUCCUAUAUUGUCAGUCAAACUAAUCAAAUAACGACAGAUCCCACCGAAUACGAAAAACAUAUGGAUCAUCAACAUCCCGAAACUCACGCCAUAUCUUACAAAUAUAAAACGAAUAUCAAAUUAAGAUUCAAUCAAGAUAGUAACGGGGUUAAUCAAGAUCCUACGAAAACGCAAAAAAUGGAAAACGGUCGCAGGAAUUCUAUAACGAGCCUUGAAAAUCAAAGUUCCAGCCACAGUUCUCCUCCAAGUAGCGAACCGUAUACAAGAAUCUCCGAUAGCGAUCAUGGUCAUAGAAGAUCUCCUUCGGAUAGUACGUCGUCGGUGCACAUCGGUCCUAAAUUAGAACCACCAAGAACCGACGUUAUACAAAGGUACUCGCCGAACAACAAAACACCCGAUACGAAAAAUUUCAACGUACCGAUAUUCGUUUUACACGCCAAAGGAUCCUAUUACAUACCUCUUACUAUAGAUUACAAAACUCUAGUUCCGUUUUUACAAAGUUACGACCUUUUGGAAGUGGUACCUUUACAUAUACUACAUCCUGUUACCAUUAACGUCAAUUUUACGCCUAAUAUCAACAACGACGGUACUAAAUAUAUUGUGAAUAAUUGGCAUUAGGAUCCCGGGGAAGUACUGAAAGGCUGUGAUGGUCAGGUUAAUUGUUAAGACUGAUAAUUAAUGAUAAUAUGUAAAUACAAGGUUGAAAUUUUAUUUUCUAGAACUUCUUAACAGUUAUAUAUGUGUACACAGAGAAGUGUUUAUGUUGAAAAAUUUUGAUCGGUUACUCGUUUCUGAAAUAAGACUUUUCGUACUUAAAGCAUCCAAAAAAGGACCUUUUACUCGGUUAAUAUUACAACAAAACAGCCUUUAUACAAAGGAAGGCAACGGCUAUACUGGUUUGUCAACAGACACGAUAGACAUGUCAUUCGAAAGAGGUUAAACAACUAACAGACACUUUUGUAGCAGUGCUAGUCUCGUUAUUUAAUAACUAUACCCCGUAUAAGUAGUUACUCGAUAUUUAAUUGAUUCAAGUCCAAAAAAAAAAUGAAAAAUUACUUCUACAUGCCAAUCGCCCAGGUUAAGUCUUCUCAAUGUAUUACUUUCUCCUUCGAGUACCUAAGCCUUUUUCUGAAAUGAUUAGGACAUUCACAAUUUCAAGCUCAUCUUCUGCCAUACCUAUAGUGUUAAUGUGGUCCUGUCAACAGUUGAGUCAUUCUUCGAUACAACCCUCAAACUUCUUAGCUGAGAUGGUUAUGGAAUCUUUUUGGAGUGUCUCAGGCUUGGAGAUUACCCAAUAGCUCCUAUUAAACAUUUUGCCCUUAUAUAGAUACUUUACUCCAUUGGAAAGUAUUAGUUGAGUUCCUUCUUUCCGUGUAAUGCCUUUCUUCGCCUUGUAAAAUAGCAUUUCUUCUCAUCACCUCAAUUUUUAAUUGUAUUUAGAGCAGUUUGCAUCCUGGCAGUGUUUUAUCUUCAUGCUUGUUUCAUCGGGGUGGUUUGGGACAGUGAUUCCAGUGACCACAGUAUAGGUGAUAGGACUCCUCUCUAAGGACAGUCCUUCACUAUAGAAACGGUGAAGGUGUUUCCGUUUAUUUUUUCUUCUAAUACCUUAUUGAUAGACUGAUGUGAAAUCUAGUCAAAAGCACUAUGUCACUGAGGGUUAUUAGAGACAAAAGCAGGGUAACAUUUUGAAUAUAUGGUGUGGUGAUGAUUAUAUAUGGUCUAUCUAUAAAUUAAAACCCUUUUUUCAAAAUUAGUUAACGGUACCAGGGUAACCUCAAAUCUAUAAAUAAUUGGAGUUUGAACUGAAAUCAGUUUAUCCAGAGUUUUAAAUAUUCGGACUCCUUCUCAAUUGUUUAGAUAUUAAAUUAAUGAUGAGACGAAGGGAGAAAAAAUAAAAUCGACUCUCAAAAUAAAAAAGGUCGCUUACAUCCAGGUCUAGAUAAUUUUAUUUGGAAAUUUUUCAUUUUCCCGGUUAACCCCCUCUAAUGUAUAUUUUAAUAUUUUUGUUACUUUUUAUUUUUUCUGUUCUUUUACGCAUUUUUGUAACGAAUUAUUUUUAUAACAGCUGUAAAGUACUUCUCUACAUAUUUUAAAAAUAUAUAGAUAUUAUGUUGAA